AUGCACGCCUCGCGGCUGGCGUUGAUCUUGCACGCCUUGGCGGUUACCUCGGUCGCUGUUGCGCGCAUAUCACGGAAGGAACUUUACCGCGAGAUUCUCAGGCAGCUGGCACCCAGCGGCCACAAGGAGGCAACCGGUUCGGGCCACGCCUGGUACGACUACCCCGACUUUCACGCUGCGCCCGGUGAAGAGGAACCGUCUUGCGUGGCGGCGGCGGUGUUGGACGAGGACCGGCGUGCGACAUGCCGGCCACGCAAGCAUCUCGUGCCGUUGCCACCGGGGCCGCCCGAGGUGCUGCGGUUCCCGCGACUGGUGGAGCUGAAGCGCUGCGAGGGGGCUUGCGACUACGUUAGACACCAGUGCUGGCCCACGGUCAAGCACAGCGUCAAUAUCGAGGUGGUGAGAGUGAAUGUGACCAAUGGUAAGGUACAGGCUCAGUGUGCUGAGGAGAUCAUGGAGGAACACACUAAGUGCAGCUGCAAGUGCCGUGCUGAGAAGUCCCACUGCAGCCCAAAUCAGGUGUUUGUGCCAUCAGAGUGUGCGUGCCUCUGUCGAGACCACCAAAAGUUGCAUGAGUGUGAAAGGUUGGGCCAAACGUGGGACCCAGUGCAGUGUAUGUGCACUUGUACGGAAGGCGAGCAGGACUGCUCCACGGGCCACUAUUUCAGCAAACGAGAGUGCAGAUGCGUGCCAGUUGAAGACUACGGUUUCUAGUUCACAAUUCUGUCAACGAUAAUAUUGCAAUAAGAUUUCCUCUGCUGCUGUACACAGAAACACAUGGUUCUUCACAAUAAAAAUUGUGAUACAUUA
Messenger RNA from Dermacentor andersoni, 810 nucleotides. RefSeq names its product vascular endothelial growth factor B-like. The record is from RefSeq and is a predicted model, not a curated record. Gene Ontology annotation, molecular function: growth factor receptor binding; growth factor activity. Gene Ontology annotation, biological process: positive regulation of cell population proliferation; positive regulation of protein autophosphorylation. Gene Ontology annotation, cellular component: membrane. NCBI's taxonomy places the organism in Eukaryota, Metazoa, Arthropoda, Arachnida, Ixodida, Ixodidae.